Messenger RNA from Theileria parva strain Muguga, 1014 nucleotides. RefSeq names its product Chromosome segregation protein Spc25 family protein. The record is from RefSeq and is a predicted model, not a curated record. Gene Ontology annotation, biological process: chromosome segregation. NCBI's taxonomy places the organism in Eukaryota, Apicomplexa, Aconoidasida, Piroplasmida, Theileriidae. Gene Ontology annotation, cellular component: Ndc80 complex. The transcript is spliced from 7 exons. Bases 113 to 871 code for a protein of 252 amino acids.
AUGUAUUAUAUUUGUUGUACAUUUAUAUGAUUCUUCUGUUAGUUUUCAUUUUUCAUUCUUGUACCAUAUCCUACACAUUUUCUAAUUAUCAAUUUUUAACUAAUUAUUAAACAUGGAAAAUGAGCCUAUGUCAGUUGAUAAUGACAAAAAACAUUCUAAUACUGAAUUAUUUGGUUCUAGCUCAUUAAUGAGUGAGGAUUUGUUAUCGUUUGUUCCUUCCGAAUCUAUGUUCAAGUUUAACCGUUUAAAUUUAAACCAAAUUGACCAAAACAAGGUCAAAGAAACUCUUCAAAAUCAGAAAGAUGAUUUUUUAAAUAAAAUGUCUUCCGUUACAAAAAUUAAUCGUUCAUUAAAAUCAACUAUCGACGAGUUAUCGCAUUCAACAUCUUCAAUACUGAAAGAAAUUCAAAUAAAUGACAUUUCCUUUAACUCAAUUAGUGACGAUGUUAGCAAUGUUUACAAGCAAAUUGAGGAUUCUAAAAACCUUUUAAAUGAUCUCAGAACUGAAAAGUCUCACCUAAAAUCCAUACUAUCAUCCAAAUCUGAAGAAUAUGAAUCGUAUUUUAAGAAUAAAAAUUCUCAAGAUAUUUGGUCAUGUAAAGCUUACUACUUGGAGCUACUGCUAGGAGUAAAAAUAUCAAGCCUAAAUGGUUCAAUGAAGAUUUCAUUUUCUAGACUUAUAAGUUCAGAUCCUUAUAAAAAUUGUACUAUAAUUCUCAAACUCGAGGAUGAGAGAUUCACUGGAAUCUCAUCUGACCCACCAAUUAAGGAUUUCAGCAGACUAGUCAAUGAACUCAACAACGGCCUUGAUUUCGGUUCAUUUCUAUGCCUAAUUAGGAAAUCAUUCAAAUUGCUUUUACAACCAACUUGAAUUUAAUUAAUUUUAAAAAUUAUCACGAUAAACCGAGAAUCUAAAUCUGAGAAAAGAAUCGAGCUAUUAACGGCAUUACGAUUUAUACACGUGUUAAUGUUCAUUAUAUCCGCCAAUUUCCGAGGAAUCUAGCACAAAAAAGA